AUGUCCAGGAAGGGUUCACUCGGCGAUUUCCUCGAGGGCAGCCUCAAGGAAUUCAAGCGCCGAGGUCGUUCUGACUCGGCGCUCGACAGGCCUUCAGCAUUCGACAAGUCUGCCUCGGCCAGUGGUUCGUCGUCGACUGCAGCAAGUAGCGCCAGAAAGUCUAUCAUGCCCCUCGUUAGCCGCCUGCCCAGCUUUCGCCGCUCUGAUGGAUGGAGGCAGGCCCCCAGCCAUGACAAGAGGCCGCUCUUGAUCAUGAGGCUCUCGUCCCAGUCCUUCCUCGAUUCGGUCGUUCUCGACGACACCUCCAAAAACACCCUGUACACUAUGAAAACAGAGGGCGCCACGACGAGGAUCACGAGAAGCAUAUCGGCUACGACCCAAUUCUGCACCAUCCGCUGGCCGAAAACACUGCCUGCGAUAGUCAAGGGAAAGAUGGCAACCGACGGCGUAUCGAUACACCUGGGAGAUGCACGGUUCAUUGGUGGGGAGAAUUUGUUGAAGCGGGGACCAAAGCCAGAUUCGUCGCGAAAAUUCAAUCUACCCAACUACUCCCAAGUCCUUAAAUGGAAACGAUAUGGCAAUAUUUACUGGUGCACGACGCUGUCCGUCAGAGGUCCAGUGGCUGUUCUGGAAAUGGCCAAAGACAAAACGCCGACCAAGUUGACUGUUUAUGAAACCCUUCACGACAAAUACGACACAAAAGGCGUCCUCUCUUAUCACGGUGUCUACAUACCUUUGAUGGACUAUCUCCUGGUGACGGCGUUGUUGCUGGUGACGGACCUGCAAGAGUGGAUGCUGGUGAAGAAGGUGGAGGGCAGGAACAUCAUUGUUCCGAAUCCUUUGGGGCAGGAAGGGAGUGCAGUGGAAACGACAACAUCGGACGUGCAAUGGAGAAAGAUCUUGUACCGCGAACCGAUGUACCGAAGACUGGCAAGCGAAACGUCCUCGACCUAUACUUGGUUCACGGAUUCGGAUUCGACGCACUACCCCAUCACGCCAACGUCGCCUAGAAGCCCUCACCAAGUCUAUGGCCACCCACCGAGCGCACCUGCAGGAGAGUCAAUUCUCUCGUUCACGGACUCCGAGUACGAGGGUGAUAAUGAGGAGGUUACCGUCCGGCCCAUAAGUCCAUCCAUGGAAUCUGCAUUUUAUCCCUCUCAAUCGGAUGUCGCACCCGCACAUGGAUAUGCCGACCCUUCCUAUCAUCGAAAAUCGAUGCCACCGCCUCCGGUGCCGCCGCUUCCCGCCCAGUUUCAAGGGAGCAAUACCCUUACGCCGCCUCCCCCAACCGCCAGUCCAAAGACCCGGACACCUCACAUUCGCGUCCGCGGCCUCCAGUUCUACGUCAACCCCCAGCUCUUCAAGCUCCAGGUCGCCACCGCAUCCUCCUCACCCUCUAUCAAUUCCAACACCAUCAUACGAUACCGCCAUCGGUUCCUCCUCGACGGACAGCGCGGCCCAAACGAAACCUCAUGGCAUUGUUAA
Coprinopsis cinerea okayama7#130 is the source of this 1485-nucleotide messenger RNA. RefSeq lists its product as hypothetical. Bases 1 to 1485 code for a protein of 494 amino acids. NCBI's taxonomy places the organism in Eukaryota, Fungi, Basidiomycota, Agaricomycetes, Agaricales, Psathyrellaceae. The transcript has 4 exons. The record is from RefSeq and is a predicted model, not a curated record.